This is a messenger RNA of Hipposideros armiger (great roundleaf bat), 7308 nucleotides long. RefSeq names its product retinoic acid induced 2 (gene RAI2). The coding region runs from base 458 to 2056 and encodes 532 amino acids. Gene Ontology annotation, cellular component: nucleus. Gene Ontology annotation, biological process: animal organ development. Lineage: Eukaryota; Metazoa; Chordata; Mammalia; Chiroptera; Hipposideridae. The record is from RefSeq and is a predicted model, not a curated record. The transcript is spliced from 3 exons.
GGACGGCCAGGGAGGCGGCGCCGGCCGGCGGGGCGGGGGCCCCGAAGUGGGUUUCGGGCCGCCACCAGCGCUGGCACCGGGCGCAGAGGGCGGCGCGCGGCAGACUCCGCGCCUGGGCACCGCACGGGGCCGCCUCUGGCUCUGCCGCUCUGCCCCGGCCCGGAAAACCCGGCGCCUUCCAGGCCCUUCGAAAGAUGGAUUCUGUUGACGUAUCUGGCGGCCCUGGAGAGCCGGGUGGAAAGUUGGGUUUUGCCAGAUCGCGUUGGGCUCGCCUUUGUGACGCUCGGCCAGCCCCGCAACCUCCUGGAGCCGGGCUCCCACUGGCUGGUGAAGCUGGGUGGCUGCCUUGUUACCCUCCAUGGUGCCUAUGGGGCCUGACCCUCUGCUCUUUCCACAGUGAGAGUGUGAUGACCUCUGUAAUAACUGACCUUGGGUGGAGUGGCAUCAGAGGCGAGUGAUGGACAAUCUGCAGUCACAGAACCUCUCCAUGGACAUGACCGACUCCUCUCCUGCCUUGGCCAAUAACAGACUGGAGAACGGCAUGGCCCAGCUCAUCACCACCGAGGCCUGGAACAUCAACUCCACAGACCUGGUAAAGAAGGCCCUGGUGACGGUGCCGGCGCCAUCCAUUCUGAACCCCCCAGCCGAGUCCCAGAGUGGCAUGGCUCUAAAGGUGGCGGCCACCGUGCUGCAGCCCCUGUGCCUCGGGGAGACCCCAGUGGUGAUGCCCAUUCACAUGCAGGUGGAGGGGAGCUCCACGCCCGAGCUCAACCCUAACGGCAAUGCCACCUAUGUUAUGACCACACAGGGCCCCAUGCAGCUGCCCGUGGUGCUGGAGCAGCAUGUGUUUCAGCACCUCAACUCUCCUCUGGUCCUGCCACAGGAGGCCCCAUGCUCUUCGAGUGCCAUCCACAACAACCUCUUCCAGGCUGCUGAGGACCCCGAAGCCCAGCCCCAGCUCCUGGACUUACGCAUCCCCAGCCAGCCUCAGGAGCCCACGUUGCCAUUUGAAGCUGUGCUCCAGAAUUUGUUUCCCUCACAGGGUUCUCUGGGCCCCCCACCCUGUCAGCCUCCUCCUGGAUAUGCCCCGGUGCCCCCCCAGCCCUUUAACCCCCCCUUGUCUCCCCUGGUCCCACCAGCCACCCUCUUGGUGCCCUACCCUGUGAUCGUCCCCUUGCCUGUGCCCAUCCCCAUUCCCAUCCCCAUCCCAGUGCCUCAGAGUUCUGAGUCCAAGUUCAGCCCCAGUUUCUCCAAGCCGCCAUCUUCCUUCGGCCUGCACCCCUUUAAAGGCACCCAGACCUCUGUGGAGAAGGAGGAACUGAAGCCCUUCAACAUCCUCCAGCCCAAGGAGUAUUUUCAGCUCGGCCGCCACACGGUCAUCAAGAUGGGGAGUGAGAACGAGGCCCUGGAUCUCUCCAUGAAGUCAGUGCCCUGGCUCAAGGCUGGCAAGGUCACUCCCCCCGUCUGCCAGGAGGACGCAGCCCUAGACCUGUCGCUAGCAGCCCACCGGAAAUCUGAGCCUCCUCCUGCCACUCUGUAUAACAGCAGUAGGUCAGUGGACAGCCCGUGUCACAUGGUGAAGGAGAAACUGCCCAGAGGCAUGGAAAUGCCCUUUGUCCCUGCCAUGACCUAUGAGGCCUCGGCCAUGAUGAAUAGCCACAUACACAGCAACGACACUGCCCAGCUGCUCAGCCAGCCCAGACAGCCCUGCCAGCCCAGCAGUGAGGUGAAGGCUGAAAAUCACAUUGAGAUGGUGAGCGAGUCCCAGGCGCCCAAGGUGAUUGUCUCAGUGGAAGACGCCAUGCCUACCAUCUUCUGUGGCAAGAUCAAAGGGCUCUCGGGCGUGUCCACCAAAAACUUCUCCUUCAAAAGAGAAGACUCCGUGUUUCAGGGCUACGACAUCAAUGGCCAAGGAGAAGAGUCCAUGGGAAACACAGAGGCCCUUAGGAAAUCUGUAAAAAACCGGAGCAUAAAGUUCAAGAAAGUGAACUCCCAGGAAAUACACAUGCUCCCGAUCAAAAAACAACGGCUGGCCACCUUUUUUCCAAGAAAGUAAAUAAUGGCUUUUAAAAGUUUUUAUGAUUAUAAUAUGAGGAAAGGUGCAUUGGUUUUAUAAAAAGGCAUUUUAAAACAAAUUAUCUUUGUUAAUUAUUUUGGGGAGUAGUUGGGAAGCAGGAAGACAAAUUGGUUCCAGAGGCCUGUAAGCUAGUAUCAUUUUCUUUUUUAAUUUUUGACUUUUCACAAAUGAGUAAAUAAGAGCAACCUAUUUUUCAAGCAGAUUGCACAUUUUUUGCAGCUUUAAUGGAAUAUUGGGUGAAUCAGAGGGGUAAAAAAGCUAUUUUCAUUGCCACAAAGUGCUUUGAUGAUGUAAUACCUAAUAAAGGGUAGGAUGACUAUUUCACAAUAAAUGUUUGUUUGCACUAAUUGGUUGCAGCAUUCUAUCAUUUUUAAAAUUUGCAUUCCUUAACUGGCAUGGUUUGGCCCAAACUGUUGCUUGUAAAGCCCUACAAGUUCUGGCAAAAAAAGAAUCCCAUUGGCCUCAGCCCCCACAAAAGGACGAUUAGGAAUAUCUACGACUUUGAGCCAGUCACUUCCCCUUCUAGGCCUCGGUUUCUUCAUUUGUAAAAAUGUGGCAAAGAGGUUGGGGGUGAGGAGGUGAGUUUCCAGUUCCCGUUCACAGAGACUCUGGUGUGUAGAAUUCUGUCUAAACUUCCUGUAGACAAAAACAAAGGUCUCUAAAAAGGAGAGUCACCUGCUUCCUCCCCGCCCCACUCCCAGAAUGUAGCUGGAAAGGACCUUUUUCAAGGGCAAUAAGAGUGUUGUUCUGAAUGACUGGAAGUCUUGCAAGUCCAAUUUGCUGCCAGUGGAUGAGGAGAGGCCUCUUAAAUGUUCCCCGGCCCUGGGUCAAUAUUGGGGAGGCAAGAGAAAAUCAUUUCUUGUGAGUUUAGCCCAGUGGUUCUCACCUAGGGGGUGUUCAUGCCCCCCAGGGAACAUCUGGCAAUACCUGGAAAUACUUUUGACUGUCCCAGCUGAGGCAGAGGGCGCUAUUAGCAUCGGGUGGGUAGAGACCCAGAUGUUGCUAAACAUCCCACAAUGCGUAGGAUAGUACCCACCACAGAGAGUGAUCCCAAUCCAAAUGUCACUAGUGCCGAGGCUGAGAACCCCUGGUGAAGCCAUUUCUUGAUGGUCGGGAUGCACCUGGAUGGAGAGAACAGUACGCUGCUCUCUCUGGACAGCCUAAAGCCACCCACGCAAGAAAGGAGUAUUUCAAACAGACCUGCUCGGUGGCACAUCACACUGGUGUCUGAGGAAACUGUGCUGGCAAGAGACUGAUUGUGGCAUGCCUGCUUUUAAACUUAAAGCUCUUUCUUUCACUUCUUGCAAUUAGUAUGUAUCCAGCUGUUGCUGUGAACAUGAACAGGAGGAAAAGCAGUUUCGAGACUGUUCUUUUAUUACCAGGCCCUCUGUGUAUAGGAUUACAGCUUUAGCUGGUCCUGUACCAUAUACCCAGAAUGGCUUUUCUUUUUCCUGUGUCAUUAAAAUUUCUUUCUCAAAGUGUGACACGAUGGUAAAUAACCAAAUAGCUGUUUCUCGUUAGGCUAACUAGUCCCAUUCUAAGGCCCCAGCCAGACUCCAUCCUUUCAGCUUACAUAGUGCAGCCUUUUUCCAUUUUUACUCCCAUUGUGGGUUUCCUGAGCAUGGCAUGUGUAUUCUAGUUUCAAACACGGCCAGCACAAAGGUGCCUAGGGACUAGCGUUUCCCAUUCACCUGAGGUCUUCUCACUAUGUUUGCGGUCAUUUCUGCCCCUGCAGCAUUAGGCAGUCGCUCUACACCAGCCAGCAGAGCCCCUGGCCUCACAGCGCUCUGCCAAGAGCUGCUGCUUCUCCAGCUUCCAGGGAACAGAAUUCUCAAUUUGCCCUUCAGAAGCAAGGGUUUAAAGCUGAGUAGUGACAUACAGGUGGAAAGGAAGGCUUUGGUAGCUUGUAAUGACAUUAUGAAACCUCAAGCCACAGAUUUCUCUUGGUCGUAUCUGGCAAUGCACUUUUCCCUUCAGAUGUCAGCUCCAGUUGGAUGGGAAACGUUGGCUCCACAGCCAACCCUGGGUGUUGAGCUGCCGUGGUUCUCCCCACCCCAGCCCCAGGAUGGAUUCCUGCAACAGGCCUUCCCACCCAUGCGCCUUGCCAUUCAUCUCUGGGGGCCUCUGUGGAGAGACUGUUGUGGUGGGGACCAACUGUAGCGUUGCCCAUUGAGAUCUGUGAAGGCUAUACCCAGAGUGUUGUGUGUGGGGCCAGAGUUGUGCUACUGGGGCAGCGACAUCCUCUGUCUACUCCCUUUCCUAGCCUUUGCUGGAAACUGGAAUCCACUUGGCUACAUGCAGGCCCGGGACUCAGGAGAAAGACAAAGGGCUUGCUGUGACCAGAGUCACCCUAAGGUUCCCUGAUGGUUCAAUUCCAUGCUCCCUCCCCAGGCAGAAGCUUGCAGCCUUUCACACGAAACUUAAAUAAGAAUGGUCAGGCUGGAGCCAUGGUGCCCGGUCUGAGGUACGUGAUUCCCACAUGGCUCACAGAGUAGGCCACUAGCAAACUCAGGCCCCAUUUUGUUUCCGAUUGAUGCAGGCAGCUGUGGUCACUCUUGUCGCCCCGCUGCUCACAACUGUCGCCACCUAACCUACUUGCAGCUUUCAGCCAUGCAGGAUUUCCAUCAGGCUGUUGGUUUCUCAUGAUGUUAUUUCCCAUCUCUUCACAAAAUGCUAGGCUAACAAAAUGGGCCAACUAACCUAAAGAACAGCCUUUCGGAGUCUUUUAGGAAAUAGGAUUAGUCUGAGCAAAUAAAUGCUGAUAUUUGCUCAGACUUGUCAGAAUGGCUUCAGCUGGCUUCAGUUCAGAAAUGAGAAAAAAUUGGAAUAAGUUACAAAGAUCCAUAUUUGGGGGUACUGUUCCUCCUGGUAAAGUAAGAAUUAGUUGGUCUGGAGGAAAAAAGAGGAUGCAGUCACUGUCCUAACCAAGGAAGUCCUUGACACUGAGUAGAAAGUUCUAAAAUGAGGUCAGAUUUGUUUAGAUUCAAAGGCAAAACUCUCACACUUUAAGCAUGAAAAAUAUGUCUUCAGUGGUGAAAAUUCCAAACGGAAGGAAGGAAGGAAGGGAGGAAGGAAGGGAGGAAGGGAGGAAGGAAGGAAGGGAGAGAAAGGUAGCCAGUUACUGAGAGAGUAUGUCAAUGUAGUCAUUAUCUUCAUAAAUAGCAUAAAUACUAAAACAGGGCAGGAAAGGAUUCAGAUUCUCUUUUACAAGUGACGAAAUUGAGGUUCAGAAGGGUUUUCUGCUUUCAGUUUUUAAGCACCAACAACUCAAAAAUAUGUACUUUGUGAUGAUUCUUAAAUAUUGGGUUUGAAGCCCAAUGAACCCACAGGAAUUUGGAUCCUUUGGGGGCAAAAACCAGUAUAAAUUAGUGAAGAGUCUGAAUUACAGAUUUUUUUUCAAUUAUUUUCAAGACCAUUCCAGUUAACUGGAACGCCCAGAGCACUUGGCACAAUGGUAAAGGGGAGAUUUCGAGCUGAAGAUGGGGAUGCCAAGCCUCUGAAAGCCACACUCAAAAGCUGCUAAGUUGAAAACUUUAACAGCAGGGAAAAAAGCGUUGGAGAUCAUUCUGGCUGACUUUACUCCUCAUUAAAUACAAAAGGCAAUUUUCCAGAACAGCUCACUACCACCAGGUCAAAUAUCUGACCUCCCACAUCAGCGAAACAAAAUAGGGUGUAUUUGAGGUCCUUAGGGUGCCAUUUUAAUAAACCAGUAUUUUAUUUAAUUAACAUAUCGGUUGCUUUUAUAGUAAGUAGUAUAUAUGAGUGCUUGAAAGAUCUUGUUCCAAAAUGUUGCAAAUCCAUCUGCAACUAUUAUUAAACCAGGGGAUUUCUCAGCAAAGUGAGAUUUUAGCUAUGCCCUGCUGAAAUUAUGAACAAGUUCAAGGCAAUGAACUAUAGAGGUUUACUAUAUUAACGCAACUUUUAGGUUAUUUUCCAUCCAACUAUAUUCUAUAUAUACAUUCAAAUAAAAACGUAGGCCCACUCUGCUGAUAAAGAUGAUAAAGUUUGUCUGGAUACUGUCCUAAUGAACCCCUUCAUAUCAAUAGCACCUUGCUGGCAGUCCUGAGUGGUGUGGGGAAAUUUGGUUUAGUUAUAAUCGCUUCAAAUAAGGAACUUGAAGAACUUUUCUCAAUGCAGAAAUUUUCAUUAGCACACAUUUCCAGCCCUAUUAAGAAACACCACAAUGAACAGACCAAAUCCUUUGAGAGCAGGUACUGAAUCCUAAUUCUUUAUCUCAAGUUUUCUCCGCCUUGGUACUCUUGACAUUUGGGACUAGAUGGUCUGUUGUAGGGCACUGUCCUGUGCACUGUAGGAUGUUUAGCAGCAUCUCUGGGCUCAACCCAUGAGAUGGCAGUAGCACCCCACCCCCUGCUCCAAUUGUGAACAAAAACAACUUCAGGCAUUGCCAACUGUCCCCCGGGGGGCAAAGUCACUCCUGGGUAAGAAUAACUGCUUUAUCUCUAGUCUCUAUUACACCUGGCCCACAACAGGAGCUCAAAAAUUCUUGGAAAAAUAAAUUUAAUCAAGAAACAAUCAGGAAGAGAGAUCUGUAGCUGUGGUCUCUGGUGCCCCUCACAUAUGUCCUGGUUUACUACCAUGAGGCUGAUAUGACCAGGAAACUAUUAUUUGAAACCUCCACUCAUAAAUCCAAAGGGGCAUCACUCAUCCAGCAUGUAAUAGGGCUCUCUAGAAGCUUCUCCCUGAACGGGGAUUAGGAGGACUACACGUCACAGGAAGGGCAGCCGCUCAGCCAUUUCUGAAGGAAUGCUUCAUCAUUGUACCAUCACCAUGAAACUGGAAGAACCCAUUGUUCAAACGUCACCCCAUGAUGACUAUUCAUCAGUUUUAUGUCUAAGGGCAGCAUAACCCAGGCAUUUAUAAACAUUGCCAGGAAGUCGGGCGUGUUUUUUAUUUCCCUCAUGUUUUACCUAAAUCCCCUUGCUGUAAUCGAGCCCAGUUUUUUGUUUGUCCUUACUGGAGACAUAGGCCAAAUCUCGUCCCUAUUUUAAACACCAGAUCUUCCCACAACCUCCUUCCCUUGGACUCAAGAGUCCCAUCCCCUCACAUGCUCUCUGAGCUCCUCCUUUAUAAUCUUUUUGUCAUCUUGGUUGCUCUUUAUCCAAUUUCUCCAUCUACUCUGUAGAAUCAAGAACUCUAGGUACGAGAUGAAAAUGUUCUAAAAUUGAUUGUGGUGAUGGUUGUACAACUCUGUGAAUAUACUAAAAAAAACC